GACUCCAACCCCUCCGUUACCCCACUCUACAUCCGUACCUCUCUCUCAUCACUCGUCUUUACACUGAAGCUUUCUGCUCUCGGGGAGCAACAACUCAAAUAUGCUCUGGUGGGAAUUGUUUUUGCUCCUGGUCCUUGGAGUUGUCCGGGUCAGGAAUCUGCCCAGCACAGACAUGAGGAUCAUACACGCCCUGCCAUUACAGCUGUCAGACCCAGCCCCCCAGGUUCUCUGUCCACUCUUCUGGACAAAGUUUGGGAGCAACUGCUAUCGUUACUUCCCCCUUAAUAAAACCUGGGCCGAAGCAGACUUCUACUGCGCAGAGUUCUCCAACGGUCUCAAAUCAGCCAAGCUCACUUCCAUCCAUAGCUGGGAGGAGAAUGUGUUUGUGUACGACCUGGUGAACAGCCAGAUCCUGGGAAUCCCCACGGAUAUCUGGAUAGGACUGCAUGACAGGAGACUGGAGGGCACUCCUGAGUGGACCGACGGCUCUGUCUAUCAGUACAGCUACUGGGAUGGCAACCAGCCGGAUGAUGGCAUCCACCGCAUCCCACAAGAAGAGGACUGUGUGGAAAUGUGGUUUCGUCAGAGCAGUGCACUGAGGUCAUGGAAUGACAACAGCUGUGACAAGGCUUUUUCUUUUGUUUGCAAGAUCCCCACCCUAGAGUACUAGCUCCUCCAUUGCUCUCAGUCGGCAGAGGCUCUGUGGUCAUCACCUCACUGUUCUUAUUUUUAGUACACCAUCAAACCUGUUAGUGACCUUUUGUGAUUGUUAACAUAAAAGUAUAGUUCAUACCUCUGUAUUUCUCUUCUUGUAAUCAUUCUGUUGGCACCUUUGCAUCAAAUCAGUAGUUAGGCUCAUCAAGGUGAUGUGUUAAACAAUAUAUGGAAUAUUUUGUAACAAGUCUUCAUUGAAAAGGCGACUUGUUCACACAUUCAUUCAUUCAUUCUUUCUUGAAGGGGUGAUAUCAUGCCACCAGGAGUGAGUGUACUUAGCUGUUACAAGCUGUUAGAAAUUGUAAAGAAGUGGGAUUCUCCACCUAGAUGUAUACUUGGUUGAUCAUUUUACCAGCCUACCCAGUGGUUUUAGCAAAUGUUGCUUAGCUAUCCAUCAUAUAUCGAGGUGGACACUCCCACUUGUAAUGUCACUAAAACCCAGAAAAAGGCUGAUUUUCAAACGGCUUAUAAUGCUCAUCAAACUCGCACCUUGUGGCAUUAUAUUAAACCUCUAAUAACAAUAACUAGCUAUGUUGCAUAAUAUUUACCUUCAACCUUUUAAAAAAUAGAAACUGUGUAAUAGCCUUUAGAGGGAUCUACCAUCCCUCUAAAAAUACAUCUCCAGAGAUGCCUGUUUUAAUAGUCCUUUUAUUGCUGAGAUAUAGGACUUCAGCCAUGACCCCUGGUCAACAGGUCUGGGAAAGCUCUUCUGACAUCAAUCAAACGAACAUGAUGCCCUACAAGCUGAGGACUUUAAACACUGUAUUUUGGUUUGUUCUAUAACCAAAUCAAUAAUUCCAGCUUGUCAAUUGCUGUGGUUGGCCAAGUGAGGCUUCGAAGGCCUUUGGAAAUUGGAUGGAAUUGGUACCCUUCUUUUGCAUUGGACAUGAAUCAGUGUUUCUAAUGAUUUUCUACAAUGAUUUUGUAAACUACAUACAAUAAAAAGCUAUUUUCCAUGAGUUAUUCUA
Molecule: messenger RNA, 1682 nt
Organism: Gadus morhua (Atlantic cod)
Lineage: Eukaryota; Metazoa; Chordata; Actinopteri; Gadiformes; Gadidae
Gene: clec19a
Product: C-type lectin domain containing 19A
Exons: 5
Coding region: 101-670 (189 amino acids)
Source: RefSeq, a predicted model, not a curated record